AUGUGCACGCAACAAGCUGGGAAACUAGAAAUUGCCUUCAAAUAUCUCUCUUGUACAGCAUUUGACAUGAAGCAGAAAAUUAUUAAUAAAACAGCUGUAAUUAACCAUCGAGACCCAAUGAAAAGAUUCAAUGAUGCACCACCAGAUAAUAUAUUUGAAGAUAUAAAUAAAAUCUUUGCAACAAUUCUUACUGCCACUAUAACAGAAACUAAUAAAUUAAUGUACGUAAUUGGUGUAGCCACUGUAAUUCUCGAAAUGCUGGGUAUAAAAUCAAGAAUAAUAGUGGAAUUCGGAAAAGGAUUCUGGAAAACAGGAUCAAAUCAUUAUAAAAAGAAGUUAGCCAGUUGA
This is a messenger RNA of Dracunculus medinensis (Guinea worm), 348 nucleotides long. NCBI's taxonomy places the organism in Eukaryota, Metazoa, Nematoda, Chromadorea, Rhabditida, Dracunculidae. The record is from the annotation of a GenBank genome assembly.